Molecule: messenger RNA, 2945 nt
Organism: Ectocarpus siliculosus
Lineage: Eukaryota; Phaeophyceae; Ectocarpales; Ectocarpaceae
Source: the annotation of a GenBank genome assembly
AUGCGAGGGGCGGAUAGCAGUGGGGGGCGUGGUGGGGGGCGUGGUGGGGGUGGGGGAGCGGGAGGGCGGGGAAGGGGCCCCCUUCUGGACAGAGACGAGUUCCGGGUCAUCAGCAGCUAUUGGCCGGAGUACUUUCCCGAUGAGGGAGCGGACGGAGCGCCCGAGAAUGAUUCUCGGCUGUUCGCCGCGGGGGCUUUUCGAGACUUCUUCCUGGCGGGGGCUGGCGACGAUGGAGGCGAACACCCAUGGCACCCGGGCGGCUCCAGCCUUCUUGAAGGGUGUGAUCUCGAGACGUGCUCCUCCGUUCGGCUUGACUACCACCUUUUCCUGGAGGCGGUACCGAUGCCUGAUUUCGCGAAGGAACUUCAGGAGAGACCGACGAAGGUGAUAGCGUGCGUGGGGCUUGGCCUCUGCCUGGCGAGACACCACCUCUGCCCCGAGGGGUCGGUGGCAGCCGUGCGGCGGCGGGGCAAGGUAACGGCACGCUUUGAUGGAGCCCUCCCGGUGUGGGGAAUUUCGGAGCUCAAGUCCAAUGCCGUAGGGAAGUUCGUUACCGUGGUGGGCAACGUGGUGCGAGUGUCCGGCAUCUCGGCCAUGGUCCUCAAGGCCAGCUUCGCGUGCCCGAAGUGCGGCUGCGAGCAGACCAGACAGUUUGUUGACGGCAAGUUCAACCCUCCCACCUCCUGCGCAGGCACCAACUGCAAAGCCAGGAGCUUCGAACUCUUGCGGAACACGGCGACGACGGUGGACUUCCAGAAGAUCAAGCUGCAGGAGAUCGAGGACGACACCUCGGAGGCGGGGAGGAUCCCCCGCACGGUGGAGGUGGAGCUCCACGAAGACCUCGUCGACACGUGCAUACCAGGCGACGUAGUUACGGUGUCAGGGGUGGUCAAGUCCGUCAACGCGGAGUUUGCUUCGGGGAGGGUGAACAAGCGCGCCAAGGCCAGUGGGCUGUAUCUCAUCUAUCUCGAGGCCAACUCGCUCGUGAAUGCCCGACAGGAUGAUGGGCAGGCGGGCGGAGAAGAAGGCAAAUCGAGCAACACGGAGCGCAGCAAAGAUAGCAGCGGCGGCGCCAGGAGCAAGAGCACGGCUCAUUUUACCCCGGAAGAGCUACAGGGCAUCCUCCAGAUAGCGCACGACGACGACCCAUUUGGUCUCGUGGUGUCCUCGCUCUGCCCGUCCAUUUUCGGCCACGAGAUCGUGAAGGCUGGGCUGAUACUCGGGCUGUUCGGGGGCACGAGCAGGAACAGCGAAGUAGCCACACGGUGCGAUCCGCACGUUCUCGUCGUCGGGGACCCUGGCCUGGGCAAGAGUCAGAUGCUCCACGCGGCUAGCCAGGCGUCCCCGCGAUCCGUGUACGUCUGCGGCAACACCACCUCCACCACGGGUCUCACGGUGACGUUGAGCAAAGAAGGUACCUCCGGGGAGGUCGGCCUUGAGGCGGGGGCGCUCGUGCUUUCAGACCAGGGCACGUGCUGCAUCGACGAGUUCGACAAGAUGGGCUGCGACCCGCACGCCCUUCUCGAGGCGAUGGAGCAGCAAAGGAUAUCCAUUGCGAAAGCGGGCGUGGUGGCGUCUUUGUCGGCCAGGUGCUCGGUGCUAGCAGCUGCCAACCCAAUCGGCGGGCACUACAACCGCGGCAAGACCAUCGCCGAAAAUCUCAAGAUGAGCGCGGCGCUUCUAUCUCGGUUCGACCUCGUGUUCAUCCUCCUGGACCGUCCUGACGAGGAGCACGACAAGAGGCUCUCCGAGCACAUCAUGCGGACACACGCUCUCGCCGCACAGCCUGCCCCCGAUCCCGGCGCUCCGCCUUCUUCGCAGAACGCUUCCGGUUACAAUCACCGGGCAAAGAACGAUCCACGUUUCGGCCAGCGGGGUGCUGGUGCGGCCACGGGCCGACCCCGAACACCUUGGGGUCGGCCAAGCUUUGGCGAUGGCGCUAGUGAUGGUGGAGGUGGCGGAAACGUUGGGGAUGAUGAGGGAAGAACGCUGUCACAGCGACUCCGGAGGUCAGCAGCGGUGUACAAAGAUGACCCGAUCCCGACACAGCUCCUGAAGCGGUACGUGGCUUACGCGAGGGAACAUUGCCACCCCUCCCUCACCCUCAAGGCCGCGAGGGUGCUUCAGAAGCUGUACCUGACGAUGAGGAACGAGGCGAGAGAUGGCCGAUCCAUGCCUAUCACCAUGCGUCAGCUGGAGAGUCUCGUCCGCCUUUCUCAGGCGAGGGCGAAGGUAGAGCUGAGGGAACACGUGACGGAGCAAGAUGCCAAGGACGUGGUGGACAUGAUGCAGGAGUCGCUGCUGGAGGCGUGCGUGACGGACACGGGGGCGAUCGACUUCGGACGCUCGGGUGCUACCGGCCUGGCCAAACAGGUCCGUACUUUCGUGGCGGCAGUGACCAAGCGGGCAAAGCAGAAAGGGUCGGCGGUAUUCCCGCGGCAGGAGCUGAUGCAGAUCGCCAACGACCUGUGCCUUGCCAUUGUGGAUUUCGAAGGCUUUCUUGACGUCCUUCGACAGGAGUGCUACCUCCUGAAGAAAGGCCCGCGGUUGUUUUCGCUUCAGAGCUCAGACUUCGCGUUAACAGGCUCUCAGUCUUCCCAGCGAUAGCGUUGAUCGCGCUGUCGCUAGGCGAUGCGCGUAGGCAAGGAAAGUUGAGCCUGUCUUCCUGGCCAAGACUUUCCUCGAGCAGAGAUGGGUAGUAAAGAAGCGUAGAAUUCGUUGGAGAAGCGUUGGCGUUGGGAGAACAGACGAAACUGAACAAAGAACAUGGUGAGGUCCAUCAAGGGUGUGCUAGCGUUGUGACACGAAGAGACAGUCAGGGCUUGGAUAGACGCCGUGUUUGUCAGAGGCGAUCGUCGACGAUGGUUGAGUCAAUCCGCCGUAUGCCCGCUAAAUAGCUUCUAGCAGCUUUAGGUUUGCCCUUGCAUGUGGCCGGUGGAUGCUGC